AUGAUCAGCUGCGGAAAACUGGGGGUGUUGGUGGUUGUAGUAGGACUUGCCCUUCUCCAACAUGUCUGUGCUGCCAAUGUUUGGAUGGGGAUGCCAAUCCAAGGCCGUUCUGGACUUUUCGAGAGACAAGUGAUUGAUUGCGGUGUGGGGUUGACCGCGUGUGGAGGCGACGGAUGUAUUCCAACGGGCAGAUGCUGUAACCCUGAUGGUGGUGGCGGUGGAUGGAGCUGUCGCACAAACGCACUAUGCUACACUGUCUCAGGAACAGUUGACUGUUAUGCAACUACCGGUACGAACACUGUGGCACCAACAACAGCUAGGGACUGUUAUGACUACACUGCUACUGGCUGUGACGAGGGGAUUGGAUGCUUCCACUGCCUGAGCACUGCCUCUCCCUUCUGCGCUACUAGAAGCGUUACAGGUUCAAACGACAUUUGGAUAGUAUGCAAUGCCGUCGGCGGAAGAGACCCGGUCCCUGGCAGCGCUACCACCACUAGAACCUCUCCCACCAGUACUGGUCUCGCCCUGGCGACGGCCACCGAUACCCGCCCUAGCACCACUCCUGGCUCUCCCUCCACUUCUACCAUCACUCCUGGACCCUCCAUAUCAACUACCUCAACUCCCGUUCCGGCUGCUGGGGGAGGAACUACGAUUUCUACUGGCGCCAUCGCCGGCAUCGCGAUCGCUGGUUUCGUCGCACUCUCUGUAAUUGGGGUGCUUGUAUUCUUACUCUAUAGGAAAGGGAAGAACACUCAGCAGGCGCAGGCGCAGGCGCAACCGCAGCCUCUGAUGAAUGAUGUUGACCGUAAUGAUAUGGCAAAGAACGAGCCUAUGGUAGAGUUGAGCGCCGAAUCAAUGGAUCCGCGGAUGGAGCUGCAGGAGUUGGACGCUCAUGCAAUUAAAGGCCGCACUCCGACCUCCGCGCCGAGCGAGUUGGUCUGA
Messenger RNA from Morchella sextelata, 942 nucleotides. RefSeq lists its product as uncharacterized. The record is from RefSeq and is a predicted model, not a curated record. NCBI's taxonomy places the organism in Eukaryota, Fungi, Ascomycota, Pezizomycetes, Pezizales, Morchellaceae. The transcript has 4 exons. Bases 1 to 942 code for a protein of 313 amino acids.